Molecule: messenger RNA, 5374 nt
Organism: Cladophialophora immunda
Lineage: Eukaryota; Fungi; Ascomycota; Eurotiomycetes; Chaetothyriales; Herpotrichiellaceae
Exons: 3
Coding region: 999-5012 (1337 amino acids)
Biological process (GO): regulation of cell shape
Molecular function (GO): protein binding
Source: RefSeq, a predicted model, not a curated record
AAAUAAUUCUCCUGAGCCCAUAUUCUUCAUCGCCGCCAGCAUCAUCAUCAUCACCAUCACCAUCAUCACCGCAUCAGUCUCAGUUUUGUGCCUGUCGCUUCUGUUGCUCCUCGCCCCUGUUCGCGUUGUACUGGGCCCUUGCCUCGGAUUGGCUAUUUUGACCGCACCGACUCUUCUGCACGAGCGCGUCCACAUCUUUGAUCGCGUUGGAAUUAAUUGGGGGGUUUCCGGUGCCUGCAUAAGCCUACCCUUGGCAGCCAGAACUGAACCGCCAGAGAAGCAUCGACCACCUUGCAUAACCCAUCGAACUUAUCGUGGCCGCGGUCCUGGUCCUGGGAUACAAGUUCCUGUACUUUCUGGCCGCCUCCCUCGGUGUAUGCCGAGACGAUGGAUUGUGCUUGAAUGAGGUGUAUGGUUCGCUCCGCGCAAGUUCUGCGCAUCUAAUACACCGUGUCCCAUCUGGCCCUACCUCCCGAGUCCCAACGUUGCGCAGUCACGAACAAUGGCGUUCUUCUUCAAAAGCAGGAGAAACGCGCCGCCCGCCUCGGGCUUACCCCCUGCGAGUCGAAAUAUCCAUACCUCCGACGGCACUCCCACUUCUGCCUCUUCAGGCCCGAACGGUUCAAUAGACAGCACAGGCGAGAGAUCGACACAAUCGCCGCCUCCUAAUUCUAAUCCCACUUCCAAUCCAAAUGGCUCCAUGAGUUCAAUGAACUCGACCUUGGCCGGCGGACCUGCUUAUCCCCGCCGCGAACGAUCAGAGUCUGAAUCUGGGGUGCGUCAACUUUGGGCUGGCAUGGAGACUGGAUGGAAACGCUGACUAUGGUUCUGUAUAGGCACGCCCCUCGACGGCCUCACAGCCGACCCAAGUCCCCAACGCUGCCCUGUACCCCUGGUCACAGCGCCGGUUGAAUUUCCCUACUCCGCAAUCCAAUCCCUUUCCUCGUUAUGGCGCGGCUGUGAACGCAAUUGCCUCAAAAGAUGGUGACAUUUAUAUUAUGGGCGGCCUCAUCAACGGUUCCAUGGUCCGGGGCGACUUGUGGAUGGUCGAGUCCGGCGGCGGGAAUCUAUCCUGUUAUCCCAUCGCAACCGUUUCGGAAGGACCUGGCCCCCGCGUCGGACACGCAAGUCUGCUUGUUGGCAAUGCUUUCAUCGUAUUUGGUGGUGAUACUAAGAUGGAUGAUAACGACGUACUUGACGAUACUUUGUACCUGCUCAAUACUUCUUCUCGACAGUGGUCCCGGGCAUCGCCUCCAGGUCCACGACCUUCAGGGCGGUAUGGCCAUACCCUCAAUAUCCUGGGCUCCAAGAUAUACAUCUUUGGAGGUCAAGUUGAGGGCUAUUUCUUCAAUGAUUUGAUUGCUUUCGACCUGAACGCGUUACAGAACCCGACAAAUCAGUGGGAGUUCCUGUUACAGAACACGGGCGACGACGUUGUCGGCCCGACAGCGAAAGUGCCUGCCGCGAGAACGAAUCACACGAUUAUCAGCUAUAAUGACCAGCUAUUCCUAUUUGGAGGCACCAAUGGCACGCAGUGGUUCAAUGAUGUUUGGACGUACAGUCCCAUCACCAAUGUCUGGACGCAGCAAGACUGCAUAGGGUAUAUUCCUGCUCCCCGUGAAGGCCACUCCGCCGCUUUGGUCAACGAUGUUAUGUAUAUCUUCGGGGGCAGGACUGAAGAAGGCACAGACCUUGGUGAUCUGGCCGCCUUUCGCAUCUCAUCAAAGCGGUGGUAUACUUUCCAGAACAUGGGCCCAUCGCCGUCACCCAGGUCUGGUCACAGCAUGACAGCAUACCGCGACAAAAUCAUCGUUCUCGCUGGGGAGCCUAGUUCGGCGCCUCGAGAUCCUGCAGAGCUCAGUAUGGUUUACGUCCUAGACACUGCAAAGAUUAGAUAUCCAAACGAUGCACCAGCCACCGGUCAACCUGUGGGUUCGGCGCAGCCUAGCAGUCCAACUCGAAGGCCAAGCACAGAAGCCAGGUCUGCAAUGCCCAUCCGUUCAACAUCUCGAGAAGGGGCGAGGAGUCAAAAUGCCGCUCGCGAACAGUUCUCGGGUGGUCCAGUCCAACGGCCAGACCCUGCCGCCCAGAACAACUCACAAUCGCGACUACCACGGGCAUCCAUGGGGCAGGCGCCUGCCGGACCUCCGCCGCAGGGACAGGCGCCAACGCCACGUGCGAAUGGUGUCCAUUCUCCUCCAAAUGCGCCGAACGGGCCAAAAGCCAGGUAUAAUGGUCCCCCACUCGACACAAGGGGUGCUGCUGCUGGUCCGGAUGGCGUUCGAACUGCUCCUCCAGAUGGGGUAAUACAGCCUCCGGCAGUGAGAGAUGUGCAGAAAGAGAAUAUUAGACCAAGCCGCGAGGGCAGUCCGAGCACUUUUGGCCGCAGGACUCCGACCCAACGAACAGAGUCAAAGGCAAAAGCCAUGGAAGCGGGUGAAGCGGCCCCUCUCAUGAGCAGCGGAGUUGCCAGACAACGAUCACUAAGAUCCCAAAGAGCUCAAAGUUCCAUCGAUAGCACCGAGGACGGCUUUCUGGGACGCUCGUCGUCGGGGAGACAUCAUGGGGAACCACAAGGCGAUAAUCGAAGCUUACGAAGCAUGCCGGGUGAUGAGCCUAAAUCUCCCAAGAUGAACGCCCAUCAAGAGGCGCUUUUAAAAGAGCUGGAAACUGCAAAAAAGACAAACGCCUGGUAUGCCUCAGAGUUGGCCCUUGCUCGAAAGCAAGGCUACCAAACUGGCACUUCCUCUAGUCCUACUUUCGACGACCGUGCCGUCAGCCAAGUUGCAGAUGAUGAUCGACCGCUGAUGGAAGCCUUUAUGACAAUGAGGACGGAAAUUAUCAAGAUGCAAGAGGCUAUGGAGACACAAGCCUCAUCCAUGGCAAGACGGAUCGCCGAAGUUGAGCAUCAGCGUGACGCCGCCGUUACAGAAGCUGCGUACGCAAGAGCCAAGCUUGCAGCUCAUGGCGGUAGCCAGCGCAGCACACCUCAGCCUGACGCGACGCGUGAGCCCGAUGAGCAGGAACGUUUCACUGACCUUACACGCCGUCUUGCAUUGGCUCUCGCUGCACAGUCUGAACUCAAAGCCAAGCUUGAUUCUUUUAACAACGAGCUUGCUUCUGAGAGAAAAGCUCGAGAGCUAGCAGAAGAGUCUAUGGACGCUCUGCAACUCCGCUAUGAUGAGCUGAGCAAGAAUCGGAACCCGGCAGAACUCGAGGGUCUUCGCGCGGAACUUCACGAGGCUCAGAGCUUGGCUCGAGCAGAGGCAGGCCGCAGAGCUGAAGUUGAAGAAGAGUUGCGGACACUGCGGGUUGACCACGACAGCUUGGCGAAGACACACGAGGAUACAUCGUCUCGACUAACGAGCCAUACUGCUUCGCUGGCCGCUUUGGAAGCCGCAAUUGCAGCAUCAACGAACAAGGCAAGCCUCUAUGAACGGCAAAUUGAGGAAGAGCGCGGACAAAGGGAAGUUGCCGAGAGGAAGCUGUCUCAAUUAAGAGCUGAGCAUGAAGACAGAACAACGGAACUGGAAACCGUCUCGAAACGCCUGCAUGACGCCGAAGAGUUGGCAGAGACUCACGCCAAAGAAGCCUCAACUCAUCGUGAGGCUCUGCUUGCAGGGUUCGCCAAGCUGUCAUCUUCCGACACAGGAUCUAAACAAGACGCCGUGGCCGAGCAGAAAAUGGCAGCUCUUCGUGAGUCAGCCGAGCAAGCCUCGAGUCUGGCCAAGCGCAAUCAGGAAGCUGCGGACAAAGCAGCACAGAAGCUACGCAAUGCAGAAGAACGAAUUGCUGGGCUGGAGGCGUAUCAAGAGCAGUCCAGUCGCGAGGCCCUCCAGAUCCGGCGACAGUUACAGACGGCUUUGCGGGAUGCUCAAAACUAUCAGACGGAAAUCCGUGAAUUACGAUCAAACCUCGAGAUGCAUCAACGAGACGCGAGUGCUCUCGCAGUUCAACACAGUGCGCUCAAGGAUCUGUUGGGUGAGCGCAGCAUGAAUGUCUCCGAUGUGAGACGGUCGCCCAUAUUUGAUCACUCUCCAAGCUCUCGCUUUGGCACACCGGAGCAAGCUCGUCUCCGAGAACUUGAUCAGCAGUUGCAAGCCAGUAUCAAAGCCCACGAAGAGACUAAGAGUCAAUUUGAGGCUCGUAUGCAGGAGGCUGACAGCACCUACAAGGAGAAGUUGGAGCAACUUGAAAACGAUUAUCAAUCUGCCGUACAUUACGUCAAGGGCACUGAGAAGAUGUUGAAGAAAAUGAAGGAGGAGCUCACCAAAUAUAAAUCCCAAAACGCCCAGCUAACAGGCGAGUUGGAGACUGCUCGAAGCACGAGUGCAGCUUCUGGGACGGUAGCAGACACCUCGGCCUGGGACGAUGAACGGAAACAACUCCAAUCUUCAAUUGAGGAGAUGAGGACGCAGACGAGCAAACAAAUUGCUCAACUAGAAUCGAACCUUACCUCGUUGAAGUCAGAUCUUGCAACUAUACAGGCAGAAAGGGAUCAGCAAAAAGCCAACAAUGAAGAGCUCACGCAAACCGCGCAGAAACUGGGCAAAGAACUGGAGCAGCUCAAGUCGGAAAAUUCCAUGCUCGAGAAGCAGGCGGAAGAGGCGGAAAGCCGGGUGACAAUGCUCCUUGAUCAAGUGGGCCAGUCUGUAGGAAACUACCGACGGCAGUCACAAUUACAGCCAGUGCCACACGGUAUCACUGUGGUUGGACACAACCGAGAGGAAAGCACCUCGACGCUGACCGACGUCUCGGUUAAUGAUGACGCUUUGUCUCGAGACGAACGAGGGUCUAUUGCUCUAGACAACCUGGCUUCCGAGUUGGAGACGCUGCGAUCACAAUGGGAGAGCACGAGCAGGAACAACUAUCGACUCAGCACGACUUUCGACUCAGAGAGGACACCCACAACAGAAACUCAUGGGACGGAGUUGAGUGAUAAUCUCGCCAACUGGAGGCGGCGACUUGAAGAGGAAGAGAAUGGAACAAGAGAAACGUCGGCGGUCGCGUGAUGAAAUUCGACUUCUUGUUCAAUGUCACAUUAACGAAAGUGUUUGGGUGUGUGUAUGUGUAAACAACGUCCACCUCUGUUUUUACAUUCUUAUUGGAGUUUUCGUGUCUUCUGGGAGCCCAACAUGUGGAUGACAGUGAUGAAACCAGUUUCAUGGAGCUGUCUACUGGCUAGGAGCUCAAUGUAGUUUUAAUUGCCAGGUCAUUGAGCGCAGAGCCGUUAAAUACUGGAUCGGGGCCGGAAUGUGGUUGGUUGGGUUUGGCGGGAUGUGUCCCAAGUUAGGUGAAUGGGUGUCGAAUAACCACAUGCGACCAGUAUCAAUAGUCGUAACAAUCUCGUGGAUGGCGAACGAGUUUAGAGAUG